AUGGAGAAGAGACAGGCCAGGAGUAAAACCGCCAAGAAGGCCCGGGCGAAGCCUUCCCAAGACAAAACGGGCAUAGCCAUGAAAAGAGAGGCGUCGAAGAAGAGCGAGACAGCUGCCACGCUUAAGGCAAAAAUCGCUAAUCUAGAAGCGGAAUAUGCUGCGUUCAGGGCUGAGGUGAUGGAAGACCACACCACGUAUAAAUUCUUUGGUAUAUUCCAGGAUGCACAGGACUGGUGCAUCAACAACAUUGUGGAUUCCACAGCUGAUCUAGAAGGGCUCUCCCCCAACGAGAAGCAAAGCAUCAUCCGGGGUCUCGAAGGCUACUGUGUACAAGAUCUGGACUGGGAUAUGUUAAUUGGGUCCUUUCCUUAUCCGAUCUGUGAACUUGCGCCGUCUUUCCUAGCCGCAGCUCUGAUAGUGAAGGACUGGAUGGAGAGGUUCGUUGACAAUCCAUUCUGGUAUUUCACGGGAGGCUCCGAUCAGAAAGAUGGGCAGAAUGAGAGCCCUGGGUCUGUGGCACAGGCCAUGUUGCAUGUGUACCAGCAGUUUCUGGAAGUAAACCCAAUCUCUGGAAGUUAUUGGAAACGGGAAAGUGUCCGGCUUGCAAGCUCGGUUCACAAAUCGCAGGCCUCCAGCACGAUCCUAGGUCCCCGGGCUUAUCAGAAUGCUGAGGAUUUUACGUUCCGUCUGCACGCAUCCGACGGGUAUUUCAAGUAUAGAGAGCUCUGUCGGAGUGCCCGCCUAUUUUUUGAUCGCCAAACACCAUGGAUAAAAGCCCAUGACCUGCACAGCCUUGAAGGCUUUGACGGCGAUGAAGACUCAAGGUUGGAUGGGCAUCGGGUCCUGCUUGUGGUAAGCCCCGCUGGGGUGCGCUUCAGAGAGGCUCCUCAAUAUGAAGAGGGCCGCAUUCUGCAGCCCGCGCGUGUAGUGGUCGAGCACGGUGAGUGGACAAAGGAGGAUGAUGUGAAAAAUGCCGCGGAGUACCACAGAGUGGCAGAGGUUUGA
Molecule: messenger RNA, 1005 nt
Organism: Aspergillus heteromorphus CBS 117.55
Lineage: Eukaryota; Fungi; Ascomycota; Eurotiomycetes; Eurotiales; Aspergillaceae
Exons: 5
Coding region: 1-1005 (334 amino acids)
Source: RefSeq, a predicted model, not a curated record